AUAUUUACGAGGGACGCGAAGGAUAACGCGAGAUCGCGCGUUACUCGCCCUGCUGUUCAAUAGAGCUGUCAAAAACUGAAUACAUAGCACUGGAUUUGAGACGCUAAAUUGCAACUUGCAAAAAUCAGAAAAUUAAGGAGACAAAUUUUUACUUUGCAGUCUGUUUUGUCAUCUUAAUCGUAGGCAAAACAUAGUCGCGUUGCCAUCGCCAGUUGCGUUCCGUAAUCUAUCCGUUUUCAGCUUCCACAACAAUGGCGGAUCCCAAAUACGCCAAUUUGCCCGGCAUUGCAUCUAAUGAGCCAGACGUUUAUGAGACUAGCGACCUUCCAGAAGAUGACCAAGCACAGUUUGAGUCGGAGGAGCUCUGCAGCGACAGUGUGGAGCGCAUCGUGGUGAACCCCAACGCCGCCUACGAUAAGUUCAAGGACAAGCGAGUCGGCACCAGAGGCCUGGACUUCUCUGACCGCAUCAGUAAGACCAGGAGAGUUGGCUAUGAAUCGGGGGAGUUUGAGAUUUUGGCUGAGUGCUGCGGGCUGAAGGAAACCCCUCAGCAGAAGUACCAGCGCUUGGUGAAUGAGAUCCAGGAACUGACCCAGGAGGUUGAGGGCAUCCAGGCCACUGCCAAGGAGAGCAGCGCGGAGGAGAGGCUCACGCCGGUGCUGCUGGCCCAGCAGGCCGCUCAGCUGAAGCAGCAGCUCGUCUCGGCACACCUGGACUCCCUGCUGGGCCCACACGCCCAUAUCGACCUGUCCGAUCCGGAUGGAGCACUGGCCCGACGCCUGCUCAUCCAGCUGGAGGCAGCGAGAGGAGGCCGUGGGGGAGCGGCGGUCGACAGCAAGCCUGGGGCAGCAAAGGCCCCCGACGGCGUGGUGCUGUACGAGUUGCAUAGCAGGCCGGAGCAGGAGAAGUUUACGGAGUCGGCCAAGGUGGCCGAGCUGGAGAAGAGGCUGGCUCAGCUGGAGACGGCCAUGGGGACGGGGUCAAACAAACAGGGUCCUCUGACUGCUUGGGUACAGGGAGCCAGCAUCGUGGACAACCUGGAAGUGCUGCAGGCACGUGUAAACGCACUGGACUCCGCCACGCUCGACCAGGUGGAGGCCCGGCUGCAGAGUGUCUUGGGCAAGAUGAACGAGAUCGCCAAGCACAAGGCAGCCAUCGAGGACGCUGACACCCAGAACAAGGUGUCACAGCUAUACGACGUCAUCCAGAAGUGGGACGCCAUGGCGACCUCGCUUCCCCAGGUGGUGCAGCGGCUGGUAGCCGUGAAGGAUCUGCAUGAGCAAGCCAUGCAGUUUGGACAGCUGUUGACUCACCUGGACACAACCCAGCAAAUGAUCAACAACUCUCUGAAGGACAACAGCUCGCUCCUCUCGCAGGUACAGCAGACUAUGAAGGAUAACCUGAAGGCCGUGGAGGAGAACUUUGCCACCCUGGACCAGAGAAUGAAGAACCUCACCAAAUAAUCCCCCUUCCGUAAAGAGAAAGAUGACGAUGUUCCUUCCUCUCUCUCUCUCUUCCUUUCUCCAUCUGCCUUUAUUUUUAUUUUUUGCAAAAAAGUCAAAAAUAUUUCCAAGACCAAACGCUUCCAUGCUGCAUUAGCCUUUCACCCGCCCACGUGCAUCUUCCCUCGUCUGCGUCGUCUCUGGAACUGACCGAAGGUGGGAGCACCCCACGGGCCCUUGAGGCGGACGAAUUUCAGGAAACAUAAUGACGUGCGAAACGCGACAUUAUCCAGACACCUCAAACUAUUUAUAGAUUUGCAUCCUCCCUGCAAAAGGCGAGGUGGUAUAGAAUUCCUCAGUGUCGGACACUAAAUGUUUAGUUGGUUAAAUACUGUACUUAUAAUGAGGUGUUAUGGCUGCCAGUCAGGACAGCCGAGAUGCCCAUGUGGAGUGGAGCUGGUUUGCCUAGCUGGGCACCAGCCUUAUUUCCGGCUCGGCUGGCUGUCGGGGAAUAACCUUAAGGGACGUUUGUACAUAUGCCUGUGUACCUUUUAAAACAUGUUCCUGCACCUUUUUUGCUUGUGACUGUCACUGUAUUAUGACUGAUACUGAAAACCACAGGCUGCGUUAAACUGCUUUUCCAUGGCCUCAAAUAGGUCGUAUUGUAUGUCGGACUGUGGCGUUGGACACGCACCAUUAAACGUCCUCCAGUGA
This is a messenger RNA of Brienomyrus brachyistius, 2156 nucleotides long. RefSeq names its product dynactin 2 (p50) (gene dctn2). NCBI's taxonomy places the organism in Eukaryota, Metazoa, Chordata, Actinopteri, Osteoglossiformes, Mormyridae. Gene Ontology annotation, biological process: mitotic spindle organization. The transcript has 14 exons. The coding region runs from base 252 to 1463 and encodes 403 amino acids. Gene Ontology annotation, cellular component: cytoplasm; centrosome; dynactin complex. The record is from RefSeq and is a predicted model, not a curated record.